AUGGUUGUUAUUCCAGGAGGUGCUGAUCUAGCGGUGUGCUCCAAUCUCAACGGUACGGGGAACCAGAAAAUCCGCCAGUUUGUCUCAGGAGGCGGAAAGUAUAUUGGCUUUUGCUCGGGUGGCUACUAUGCGUCCGCUCGUUGUGAGUUCGAGGUUGGAAAUCCCAACAAGGAAGUCAGUGGAGCUAGAGAGCUCAAGUUCUUCCCAGGGAUUGCUCGCGGUGCCAGCUUCAAAGGCUUUGAAUACGGCACUGAAGACGGAACUCGUCCCACAAAGCUAAAGACAGAUUUUGCGGUCCAAAAGCCUCUCUACAACUACUACAAUGGGGGUGCCGUUUUCAUUGAUGCUGAUAAGCAUCCGAACACCCAAAUCUUGGCAGAAUACGAGGAACCCGUCGAGGUCGAGUGUCCAGGCCCCCAGGCUGCUGUGAUCUUGUGCUCUGUUGGCCAGGGAAAGGCUCUUCUGACCGGCACCCACCCGGAGUAUAACCCUACUCUCCUCGAGACAGAACCAGGAACUGACUUUGAAAAAUCUGUAAAGGUGCUAAAAGAACACGAUGCCGCAAGACUGGAGUUCAUGCGCCAUUGUCUUCGCAGCUUGGGUCUCAAAGUCAACGAGGAGUCGACUCGUCCAGCAUUGACACCUUUGGUGCUGAUUUCGAGGCAGAAAGAGCAGCUUGCCCAACUUGUGAACGAUAUGGAGCACAAACUGGGAUACGAAUCCGAAAACAUCAUCGAUCUGGGAAAAGACAAGAUUCGGGUUCACAAGACUUUGGAUAAGUUUAAGCAGAGUGAUUUGUCCGAUCCAGAGACGGCAAUCAAAGAUUUCUAUAUCUGCGACGCAGCGCUCCCAAAGCCAGAACUAACUCCAUACUUCAACACCCACCAAUAUUUGAAUGACCUGGAGGAGGCGUAUAAGGAGUUGGGAUACUCCUCAGUGGGAGAGCUAGGAUCCACCAUUGUCUAUGGCGAGGUGCUGACAUCUAGUAGCUCUCUGAUGAUGUACAACACUCCCUUCAUGCGCAUACUUCCUCACGGGUUUGCUAUCAUUGGUACUAUGCAAGUGGCAGGCAGAGGACGGACAGGCAAUGUCUGGGUCAAUCCCAAGGGAGUGUUUGCCAUGACAUUGUUCUUGAAGAUGCCACUCACCACGCCUGUGGUUCUUCUUCAGUAUCUUGUCAGCAUGUCGAUUGUGCAGGCCGUCCAAACAUACGGUCCCGGCUACGACAAAAUACCAAUUCGUUUGAAGUGGCCAAAUGACAUCUACAUUUUGCGUCCAGACUGCUUGAAUAAGACGGAUCUCGAUUCUUACACGAAAAUAGGUGGAGUUCUGGUGGAGACAGCUGUCUUUGAAAAUAAUUAUCACAUCGCCAUUGGAACAGGCCUGAAUCUUUUCAAUCAAGGUCCCACGACAUCUGUGAAUACUGUGAUCGGCGAGAUGAAUAAGAUGCUUGGUACAAAACUCAAGCCAAUAGCGACUGAGAAACUAACGGCCAAGUACCUCUCAAUUCUCUACACAAUGCUCGAAAGGUUUAAAGUGGACGGAAUGGAACCAUUCAUGGAUCUGUACUACAAACAGUGGUUGCACUCGGGCCAGAAAGUCACUCUGGACCACCCAGGAAGCCCCAAAGCAGUUAUCACUGGAAUCAGUAAAGAGUUUGGGCUCCUGACGGCUAAGGAAGUGGACAGAUACGGAAACUUCACCGGGAACACUUUCGAAUUGCAACCGGACGGAAAUGCUUUCGACAUGUUCCGAGGCCUAAUCAGCAAAAAGCUUUGA
Ogataea parapolymorpha DL-1 is the source of this 1779-nucleotide messenger RNA. RefSeq names its product Biotin:apoprotein ligase, covalently modifies proteins with the addition of biotin. Gene Ontology annotation, cellular component: cytoplasm. The record is from RefSeq and is a predicted model, not a curated record. Gene Ontology annotation, molecular function: biotin--[biotin carboxyl-carrier protein] ligase activity. The coding region runs from base 1 to 1779 and encodes 592 amino acids. The transcript has a single exon. Gene Ontology annotation, biological process: protein modification process. Lineage: Eukaryota; Fungi; Ascomycota; Pichiomycetes; Pichiales; Pichiaceae.